Clonostachys rhizophaga is the source of this 3153-nucleotide messenger RNA. Lineage: Eukaryota; Fungi; Ascomycota; Sordariomycetes; Hypocreales; Bionectriaceae. The record is from the annotation of a GenBank genome assembly.
AUGGCCACAAUCAAGCAAAUUGAUGGUCGGACGAUUCACCGAAUCCAGUCCGGCCAAGUCAUUGUUGACAUGUGCUCUGUUGUGAAGGAGCUUGUUGAAAAUUCCAUCGAUGCCGGGGCCAGUACUAUAGACGUCCGUUUCAAAAAUCAAGGGCUCGACCUCAUCGAGGUGCAGGAUAAUGGGUCUGGUAUUGCACCAGCCAAUUAUGAGUCAAUUGCCUUGAAGCAUCACACCUCCAAGCUGUCGUCGUAUGAUGACAUCGGCUCUCUGGAAACAUUUGGCUUCCGCGGUGAGGCUCUUGCCUCACUGUGCGCCCUGUCCACCGUUUCUAUCACGACAUGUGUCGCAGCAGACGUGCCCAAGGGCUCACGGCUCGCCUUCGAGGCCUCUGGGAAACUUCGAGACACCAGCGUUGUAGCCGCUCAGCGAGGAACAACGGUGGCCGUCGAGAAACUGUUUCAUAACCUUCCGGUGCGCCGUCGAGAGCUGGAACGUAAUAUCAAACGCGAGUGGCAUAAAGUAAUUGCCCUCUUGAAUCAAUAUGCCUGCGUUCAGACAAAUCUCAAGUUUACCGUGUCUCAACAACCAACAAAGGGGCGCCGUAUUGUCCUAUUUUCUACCAAGGGCAAUCCUACAACGCGAGAGAAUAUAAUCAACAUUUUUGGUGCCAAAACGAUGGCUGCCCUCGUUCCUCUAGACUUAAAACUUGAGAUGAAACCAACAACCUUAGGCUCCGCCACCCAGGCAGACCUUGCGGCCGGUCUCAUUUCCCUCGACGUGAAAAUCGUGGGUCAUGUGUCUCGCCCGGUGCAUGGAGAGGGGCGGCAGACUCCAGAUCGGCAAAUGUUUUUCAUCAACGGACGGCCGUGCGGGUUGCCUCAAUUCGCCAAAACCUUUAAUGAAGUGUAUAGGUCUUACAACUCGUCCCAGUCGCCCUUCAUUCUUGCAGAUGUCCAACUCGAUACACAUUUGUACGAUGUCAAUGUCAGUCCAGACAAGCGAACCAUUCUCUUGCAUGAUCAGAAUCACAUGCUAGACUCAAUUCGUGCAGCUCUAGUUGGGAUUUUUGAUUCGCAAGACUAUACUUUACCAACCUCACAAGUAUUAAGAUCUCGCAAUGCACAGGCUGAUGAAACUACUCCCAUCUCACCCUUGAAUCAAAAUUCAUCGACGGGUCAAGCCACCCACUCGAAGAGAAUCGUUCAGUCCCGUUUAGAGGCCUCAGAAAGCUCGGGAGAUGAGAGGAGCUCAUCUGAAGAUGAUGAAGGCAGCGACUCUCUUGGACCGGGUCAAAGGGAAACAAAGACUACAGCCGUCCCAAAGCCUAUGACAAUUAGAAAAGUUAGGAAUACCCUUGAUGUAUGGGUCCAUGGACGAAAAGCGGUCAUCCCAAGAGCUGAAGAGGAUGAAGACGCCCAAUCGCAGUCUUCAGAUGGUGACCAAGAAAGCGCACGUGCAGCCCCAUCAAGGUCCGUUACUGGAAGUAAUACCAAAUCACGAUCUCGCGAUGCCGAACACUCUCGUCGGCCACCAUCAGACAGCGACACCAAUCAAGAACCCAAGAUCACCAAGCCCGCAUCCGUGUUCCCGCUAUCAAGGUCCAGUUCACCAUCAAGCCUGGCAAACGAUGAGCCUACGAUUCCCUUCGUCAAACCGAUUAAGCCUGUCAGUGGGGGGGGCCUUGUAUCUCCACGUCGGCAGUCAACCAUGAGACGCCCCCCGCCACAACCAGCCAAGAUCUUUAUCGGUGCUACCGGAGGGGAUCCCGAGGAUAUUGGGGGUGAGCCUAGCUCGGAUGAGGGAGAUAGCCAGCAUAGCAAAGACCAGGCAUCAGAUGAUGAACCCGAUAGCGAUAAAGACAACAAGGAGGAGGAGGACGACGACGACGACGAGGGUGAAGACCAAGAUGAUGAUGAUGACAGGCCGACAUUCGGGACCACCCUCUCUCAACGAUUUUCUGCGGGUAGAAUCAACAGACAACGCUCCCCUUCAUUUUCCAGAACGCAACGUCAGAUUAGCCCAGACACGUCUACGGUUAGAACGAAGAGAAGCCCAGGCUCUAGAAAGGGAAACGAGCAGAUCUCUGAUGAUGAAAACUCACCGGCUGGCGAUCCUGUACUUUCUCAACGCUCGAGUUCAUCUGCAUCUCCUGGAGACAAGACAACGAAGCCAUCACAAGAACCCUCAGCAAAUAAUAACUCAGCAAGUACGAGCGCAUCUUCAGCCCCUCGGGCGCAGAAUCUCCAAUUCAGCACAAGGCGAAAGGAUGCCACAUUACAAUUGAUCCAUCACGUCUCGGGCGGAGAAGAUGUUAUUCGGGCUACCCCAACUUCCCGGUCAUUAAUCAGACCUCAAGAUUCGUCGUCCCUUUCUGGCACCCCCCAGCAACAGCAACAACAGGUGGAAGACAUCGGUGCGACCGAUGCCGAGUCUAAGCUCUCACUUAUUAUAUCAAAGUAUGAUUUCGCAAAAAUGAGAGUCGCUGGCCAAUUUAAUCUUGGUUUCGUCAUUGCUGUGCGGCCUGCAGAGAAAGACUCCCAAACUCUGGGUGCAUCAGCCCAUGAUGAACUAUUCAUUAUCGACCAGCAUGCAUCAGAUGAGAAGUAUAACUUUGAGAGAUUGCAGGGAAGUACUGUUGUCCAAUCACAACGGCUUGUUCAUCCUAAGUUACUCGAACUUACGGCACUGGAGGAAGAGAUCGUGAUGCAGAAUAUAGAGGCUGUAGAGGCCAACGGUUUCAAGAUUGCAAUAGACGUUGACGGAGGUGCACCCGUCGGAUCGCGUUGCCAGCUUACGGCCCUGCCCUUGAGCCGGGAAACAACAUUUAGCAUCACAGAUCUUGAGGAGCUAAUUGCUCUGCUUGCUGAUGAGUCGUCUGAGUCAACGCAUAUCCCACGUCCGUCAAAGGUGAGGAAGAUGUUUGCCAUGCGAGCAUGUCGCAGUAGCAUCAUGAUAGGAAAAGCCCUCACAAGACACCAGAUGUACUCGUUAGUCGGACACAUGGGCGAUCUAGACAAGCCUUGGAACUGUCCCCAUGGACGGCCGACUAUGAGACAUCUGUUUAGUAUAGAUAAAUGGGACGAAGUGGGCUGGAAGGGAGAUCUAAAGACGAAGUCUACAGCCUCCUGGACCGCUUACAGGAGGGGAGAGUAA